Ziziphus jujuba (common jujube) is the source of this 2007-nucleotide messenger RNA. RefSeq names its product UDP-glycosyltransferase 90A1. The record is from RefSeq and is a predicted model, not a curated record. Lineage: Eukaryota; Viridiplantae; Streptophyta; Magnoliopsida; Rosales; Rhamnaceae. Gene Ontology annotation, molecular function: UDP-glycosyltransferase activity. The transcript has a single exon. The coding region runs from base 212 to 1696 and encodes 494 amino acids.
GGACAUAUCGUUUGUUAGAAAACCCAAAAGAAGAGCAGGUGGCACCCAAGCAAUCAUGCAACGGCUUUUUCCAUAUGAAUCAUAAUAAUUUCUUUUGACUUAGCAAAAUGAAUCAUGAUGAUUACCUUUCUCCUUCGCUUUUUUAUUUUAUUUUUAUUUUUUUAGUCUUCGCCUCGGUCUUCCACCAGAAAGACAGAUAACGUUGAGCAGUAUGGGGCCCGAUUUCUGUGAUUCACCACCAUCUUCUUCUUCUUCUACUGCUUCUUCUCACCAUGUCGUUUUGUUCCCAUUCAUGUCCAAAGGCCACACCAUCCCACUCCUCCAACUGGCACGUCUCUUUCUCAACCGCCAUCACUUCGCCGUCACUGUCUUCACCACCCCAGCCAACCGACCCUUCAUCGUCCACACUCUCUCCGACACCGCCGCCUCCGUAAUCGACCUACCAUUCCCCGAUAACAUUCCCGGCAUUCCCUCGGGAGUCGAAAGCACCGACAAAAUACCAUUCAGUUCCAUGUCCGUCUUCUAUUCCUUCGCCGCCGCCACCAAACUCAUGCAACCCCAUUUCGAACAAGCUCUACAGUCUCUCCUCCUUCCGCCGCGGUACAGUUUCAUCGUCUCCGACGGCUUCCUCUGGUGGACUCUGGAGUCCGCCGCUAAAUUCGGCCUCCCGAGGUUAGUUUUCUACGGUAUGUGUGUUUAUUCCAAUUCACUCAGUAGGAUUGUCGCUAAAAAUCGGCUUCUACCCCAUCUUGAUGACAACAACAACGACGAGUCAAAGUCAAUCACGGUGACUCCAUUUCCAUGGAUUUCAGUCAAAAGAAAUGAUUUUCCACCGGUUUUUACGGAGCUUGUAUAUUCCAAAGGUCUCGCCUCUGAGUUUCACUUGAACUGCUUGAAAUCAACGGAGAAUAGUUUUGGCUUGAUUUUCAACAGCUUUUACGAACUCGAGGCUGUGUUUAUCGAGUAUUGGAAGCAAAACCUGUUGCCCAAACCAUGGUGCGUUGGUCCAUUUUGCCUCGCUGAACCAAAGGCUUGGCCGAGACCAACUAAGCCUGCAUGGAUUGAAUGGCUAGACCAAAAGCUUGAACAAGGGAGCUCUGUUUUGUAUGUUGCAUUUGGGUCUCAAGCUGAGGUUUCAACUCAACAACUCGAAGAAAUAGCCAUUGGGUUGGAAGAAUCCAUGGUGAAUUUCUUGUGGGUCGUAAGGAAAAAUGAGUUAGAGCUAACUGACAAUUCAGAUGGGUUCGAAGAGAGAGUGAAAGACAGGGGAAUGGUGGUGAGAGAUUGGGUAGACCAGAGGGAGAUAUUGAUGCAUGAGAGCGUACAUGGUUUUCUGAGCCACUGUGGAUGGAAUUCAGUGUUGGAGAGCAUAUGUGCUGGUGUGCCAAUUCUUGCAUGGCCAGUGAUGGCAGAGCAACCUUUGAAUGCGAAAAUGGUGGUGGAGGAGAUCAAGGUGGGAUUGAGAGCAGAGACUUGCGAUGGAUCGCUGAAGGGGUUGGUGAAGUGGGAAAGUCUGAAGAAGAUGGUGAAGGAGUUGAUGGAAGGGGAAAUGGGGAAAGAGGUGAGGAAGAAGGUUAAGAAAGUUGCGGAAAUGGCGAACAAAGCUGUAGUGGAAGGUGGAUCUUCAUGGUGGGCGUUGGAAUCCCUGACUGAUGAGAUUUGCAAGGAAAAUAAGUCAAGCAAAUGUGGUGAUUAAUUUCCUUCUAAUAUUAAUUUUAAGCUCUCCUAAUAUGCAUAAAAUUUGCUUUUCAGAUUGGAAAACAUGCAUGCAAGAGGAUUCCAUAACAAAAAAAAAGUGGCCUAUAUUUCUAUUACCACCACACACCCCCCACCCCCCCCCCCCCCCCCCCCCCCCAAAAAAAAAAGAAAAAAAAGAAAAAGAAAGGUGGUCUUGUAUGGUACUUCUUUUACAUUAUUUUUCAAAAUGCUGUGAGAAAAAAUAUUGUUAUCUGAACAAGAAUAUUGUAGUCGCAGGUCUAAUUUAUUAUAUAUAUAUUUGAUUUAAUA